Messenger RNA from Amphibalanus amphitrite, 4350 nucleotides. RefSeq lists its product as uncharacterized. The transcript has 3 exons. Gene Ontology annotation, biological process: DNA integration. Gene Ontology annotation, molecular function: nucleic acid binding. The record is from RefSeq and is a predicted model, not a curated record. NCBI's taxonomy places the organism in Eukaryota, Metazoa, Arthropoda, Thecostraca, Balanomorpha, Balanidae. Bases 1 to 4350 code for a protein of 1449 amino acids.
AUGGCUGAGUUAGAAAAACUUCGACGGCGGAAAAUAAGUGCUCAGGGCUGGCUCACAAGAACUGUUUCCAAGCUAGAAGGUGUAUUGUCUAGCAAGGAGGUGCAGAAGUUGCCUCUGAGUGAUUUGCUGUCCGAGUUUAAAAAGCGGCUGGAAGAUUUCGACUCGGCUGAGGCCGACUACGAGAUGGAGCUGCCCGACACUGACAUAGCUGCUGCCAUCGAAGCAGCUGGUGAGGUCAGGGACCAGGCCGUGCUCUCCAGGCAGAGAGCGAUCAAGCUGCUGGGAGACAUGGAGGAGAGUGCCGAGGCUGGAUCCAGCUGUUCCUCCUCGGAUAAGGUCAGGCUGCCCAAGCUGCAGCUGCCCAAGUUUGCUGGGGAUGUGCUGAAGUGGCCCCAGUUCUGGGAGGCGUUCUCAGUGACAGUGGACAAAAGUGACAUGCCAGAGGUAACUAAACUUACCUACCUGCGCUCCCUGCUGUCGGGAGAAGCUCAGCGGUGUGUGGAGGGUAUGUCUCUCUGCAAGGACAGCUACCAACACACUUGCGAGAUCCUCCAGGAGAGGUUCGGUCGGAAGGAGCGAAUCAUCUUCGGACACAUCCAGGCCCUUCUACAAGUAGGGCAGGAGCAGAAGCUGUCGCUGAAGUGUCUGCAAGAUGAGCUUCUUGUCCACGUGAGGAGCUUGGAGGCACUGGAGGUGACAGGAGAGAGGUACGGAGUGGUCCUGACACCGCUCUUAGUGUCACGGCUGCCAGAAGAGGUCCGCAAGAACUGGGCAAGAGAAGGAGGAGGCAAGGAAAGUGACCUGGACUUCCUGCUUCAGUUCCUGAAGAAGGAAAUCAACAGCCUGGAGAGGUCCCAGGCCUUCAGUGGUCUGGCAGCACCUGCAGCUGAGCAGCUUCCUGGCCUGCGGCAGGAGCGGCGUGCCAGGCGGGAGAGGCCCGCAGCCUCUGCUGCUGCCCUGCAGACGUCAAGUUCAGCUGCAGCCUGUGGAUUCUGCAGUGGUGGUCAUCAGACGGCUAGCUGCCCAGACCUGCUGAAGCUGGCGGUGGGUGACCGACCUGCCAAGAUACAGAAGGCAGAGGUGGAGGUAGAGGUCGCUGAAGUUCCAGUGAUCUGCGCUCCGCUCGCUCGGCCUUCGGUCCCGUCCAGUGCGCUGGCUGCGUUCAGCAACCUGGAGUUGGCCGAUCCUCCACAGGAUGGUCGACAGCUUUCUGUGGACAUUCUCAUCGGACUCGACUAUUACUGGCAGGUGAUGGGGAACGGUUUCAUCAGGGUGGAUGGGUCGGGUCCGGUGGCUCAGCAGACCGUGUUCGGCUGGGUGUUGUCUGGGCCCUCUGGUGAGCCUGCGGGUCACCCGACUGUGACUGGGACUCAGUUCCUCGUCAUGUCAGAUGUGUCUGAGGAUAGACUGAGACGGUUCUGGGAUCUAGACAGUGUAGGGAUCUCAGACUCGCCGUUUGAGGAGGAUGUGUCUAAGGACCCAGUCGUGCAGGAGUUUGAGUCGUCUGUGUGCUUCCAAGAUGGGAGAUAUGUAGUUCAGCUUCCGUGGAAGCAUGAGAAGCAGCUCUGUCUGGAGGACAACAGGAGAGCUGCUGAGGUUAGACUAGCUAGCCUCGAUAGGAAGUUAGAUAAGGACCCUCAGUUACAUGCAGCCUAUGACCGUGCCCUAGAGGAGCUUGAGGCUGAGGGGAUCAUUACUGAGGUGUCUUGUGAUGAGGUGGAUGGUCCUGUGUUCUACCUGCCGCACCGACCCGUAGUGCGUGAGUCCAGUGCUACCACUAAGGUUAGGCCUGUCUUUGAUGCGUCAGCCAAGGGACCCAAUGGCGUGAGUCUCAAUGACUGCCUGGAGACCGGUCCGUGCCUACUGCCAGACCUGGUUGAGGUGCUGAUGCGGUUUAGGAGAUGGAGGUUCGCGGUGUCAGCGGAUAUCCGCAAGGCGUUCCUCAUGAUUGGACUCAGGGAGCGUGAUCAGCACGUUCAUAGGUUCCUGUGGCACAAGGAUGAUGUCGUGAGGACCAUGUCCUUCAACAGGGUAACUUUUGGGGUCAAGAGUAGCCCGUUCCUGCUUGGUGCCACGCUGAGACACCACCUGCUCUCGUGUCCUCCCUCACGUGCGGUCUCGGAACUUGGUCAGAACAUGUAUGUAGAUGACCUCUUAUCUGGUGCUGACUCUGAGGAUGACGCACUAGCUCUGUACUCUGAGGCGAAGGAGGUCCUGGCUCAGGCUGGGAUGGAGUUGACUAAGCUGAGCUCUAACAGCUCUGUCGUGUUGGACAAAGCGGCCGCGCUGUCUAGUUCAGACGAUGCCGCCGAGAGUCACCAUGUCCUGGGAGUCGAGUGGAAGCCCGGUGAUGAUGUGUUCUCGUUCAAUGGGGUUUGUGUUCCCGAGGAGGUGAGGGUGACUAAAAGAGUGAUCUUGUCUUUCAUCGCUAGACUGUUCGACCCGCUAGGCUUCCUGUCUCCCUACAUCAUGACUCUGAAGCAGCUGUUCCAGGAGACUUGGUGUCUGGGUCUCGACUGGGACGAACCUGUGUCUGACGAUAUCUGUAGCAGGUUCAUGACGUGGUUGAACGGUCUGAGACUUGUGAAGGGGAUCACUGUGCCACGGAGCUACUGUUGUGAAGGGUGGCGUGAUGUCAGUGCUCUGACCGUGCAUUCCUUUGGUGAUGCUUCAGAGGUGGGCUACGGUGCCGUGGUGUACCUGCAGCUGACGCUGAGUGACGGAUCAGUGGUGACGCCUCUGGUGAUCGCUCGCGGCCGAGUGGCUCCGCUGAAGAGGGUCAGCCUGCCGCGUCUCGAGCUGCUCGCCAGCCUGAUGGCUGCCCGACUGCUCAGGUUUGUGUUCCGCGCGCUCAACUUGCCAGCGGAUUCUCCGUACCGGUGCUGGACGGACUCGAUGGUGUCGCUCGGAUGGAUCAAGGGUGAUCCGUCCAGGUGGAAGCAGUUUGUUCGCAACAGAGUGACAGAGAUCCAGUGUUUGACUGACCCUGCUCAGUGGGUUCACUGUCCUGGAUCAGACAACCCGGCUGAUCUGAUCACGCGAGGUGUCAAUGCCAAGGCACUGACGGACUCGUGCUGGUUCACUGGCCCGGACUGGUUGAGAGAGGGUGGUGAUGGUGCAGCUGACCUUCCCCUCCCCCCAGGGCCGGACUUGAUCGAGUCUGAGCUGUCUGCAGAGGCUACUGGUGCCCCGGCUCCGGUCGCAGCAGCUCAGCUGGCGGCCACUGUUGUCGCUGCCAAUUCGUCUUCGGAGCCUGUCUUUGAGGUAGAGCGGUUCUCCUCUCUGACAAAGGCCAUUCGUGUCGCCGCUCUGGUGUUGAGGUUCAUCAAGAGGUUGAAAGAGCGGCGAGUUUCUGGUAGAAGUCGUGACCUCCCAGCUCUGAGUUUUGUCGAGCUGAGGGAGGCAAAGAUGUGUCUCAUCAAGUUGACCCAGUUGCAAGCCUAUCCUACAGAACUGAAUGCUCUGGGACGAGGCAAGCCUCUUAGCGGCGGCUCCCGAGUUGCAUCUUUGCGUCCGUUCUUGGACGAGCAGGGGCUGCUGCGAGUGCGCAGUAGACUGGUGAACUCUGACAUGACUCUUGGUGACAAGUGUCCCAUUCUGAUCCCCAAGGGUCAUCUCGCUGACCUGAUCAUCAGUUUUCAGCACGUGCUGUUGAAGCACGCUGGUGUUGACUCGCUCCUGACGACUCUCAGACGCGAGUACUGGAUCGUCGGAGCCCGGAGAGCAGCCAAGAGAGUAAAGCGCGCCUGCGUUGCGUGCCAGAGACAGGAUGCUGCCGCUCUGAACGCGCCGGUGGCGCCUCUCCCGGCUCUGAGGGCAAGUAAGGCUCCGCCUUUCUCUGUGACAGGCGUGGACUUCUGCGGCCCGCUCUUCUGUCCUUCCCGACAGAAGGUCUACAUUUGUUUGUUCACGUGUGGUGUGACCAGAGCGAUUCAUUUGGAGCUGGUCGAUUCUAUGUCGCUGUCGGACUUCCUGUUGGCUUUCAGGAGGUUCUGUGCCCGGCGUGGCAUGCCGUCAUUCAUAUACUCUGACAACGCCUGUACGUUUAAGAGUGCGGCUGCCAGUCUGCUGUCCGAGUUCGGACCCGCCAGCCCGGAGUGGAAGUUCAUAGCCCCCAGAGCCGCUUGGUGGGGAGGCUGGUGGGAACGGCUGGUUCGCACAGUCAAGAGCGCCCUGAAGAAGACGCUCGGCAGGAGCGUACUUUCGAAGGUGGAGCUGGAGACUCUGCUUCUUGAGGUCGAGGCUGCGGUGAAUUCUCGUCCUCUGACGUUUGGCAGCGAUGUCCGCGACGGGCCGGGAGUCAUAGAGCUGCACCGUUUCCAGCUGCGCACAGCCCUGAAGGGCUGCUAG